This is a messenger RNA of Closterium sp. NIES-65, 732 nucleotides long. Lineage: Eukaryota; Viridiplantae; Streptophyta; Zygnematophyceae; Desmidiales; Closteriaceae. The record is from the annotation of a GenBank genome assembly.
AUGCUACAGGAGGACCAAAACAGGCUCUUUCCCAAACUUCCGGGACUUUCUGCAAAGAUCGUCGUUCCAACCACGGUGAGAGCGAAGCACGAAGAGGCGGCAACGGCCGAGAUCACUGCGACCGGAGGCGUUUCCAGCACGCCUGCUGACGCAACAACAGCGGCUCCCAAUCCCCUCACCAACAACGUCGCUACCACUGACCCGGCAACCACCCUUUCGGACCCCAACCUAGGCUCCACCACGAGCGACUCGACGAACACACCCCCGCAGGUUCCCGCGCAGGCCUCCGCGAGCGGUUCCUCCCCCACCCCGCAGCCGCCCGGUGGUGACUGCUCUGCCUCCGCGUGCGAUUUCUACUUCACGGGAUUCCAGGACUCCAUUCCAACGUUCAAGCUUCCCGAGAGCGGCGGUGACGUGGCGAUCAGCCCGGCUGUCGAGGCGUCGGUGAAGGGGAGCGCUGUAAACGUGAUUGCACUUAACUCGCAGACGGCGACGUACACUUGUAGCAAUGGCUCUAUGUCCGACGACAACCAGUUCUACGUCGUUCAGGAUGUGGUGCAAGUGCGGACGAUCCAACCGCAGGACAAGGGCAAGUACAAUGGUCUCAUCGUCAAGAUCCCCAUUUCGAAUGCGGAGAUUGAGGUGUUCAAUCAGGUGUUUAACCUCAACCCCAACGACGGCUCGUCUUCUUUCCCCGAAGAGCGCCGUUGCGUCAUCUUCCAGACGUCUUAG